This is a messenger RNA of Umbelopsis ramanniana AG, 351 nucleotides long. RefSeq lists its product as uncharacterized. The record is from RefSeq and is a predicted model, not a curated record. The transcript has a single exon. NCBI's taxonomy places the organism in Eukaryota, Fungi, Mucoromycota, Umbelopsidomycetes, Umbelopsidales, Umbelopsidaceae. The coding region runs from base 94 to 273 and encodes 59 amino acids.
CCGCAGUGAAGCUAUCCGACUGUGCAACAACGUUCGUCCAUCAGAUAAUGGUCAGAGCUAUAAUUAAAUUGUGAUCCACAGCAGGGGGGACAAAUGGUUAAUAAACUGUUGCAGACGGUAUGCCUGGGAUACGUGGUUUUCUUGGCAUGUGCCCUCUCUUUCCCGGUUAGCCGACCUUUCAGAGUGGCGAUUUUCACAGCGGUUUUUCAUUACCUUUUUAAAAAGGAGAAAGGGUUUAUCAAACAAUCAAGUAAAGAUAAAAUAUACAGUUGAUGUUGUUGAAACUAUGUAGCAGAGUGUUAUAAGCACAGGAAGGGAGGGGGAUGAAUGAGUGGAAGGUGCAAUUUACAU